Drosophila biarmipes is the source of this 898-nucleotide messenger RNA. RefSeq lists its product as uncharacterized. Lineage: Eukaryota; Metazoa; Arthropoda; Insecta; Diptera; Drosophilidae. The record is from RefSeq and is a predicted model, not a curated record. The transcript is spliced from 2 exons. Bases 276 to 785 code for a protein of 169 amino acids.
AUUAUCCGUCAGACUUGAAAAAUACGUUCGACAUUUUUAAAGACUCUGAAAUUUUCAAAGAAGUUCUACCAUCUGCCUUCGAAAGGAUUGCACCUGGCUUAUUGGGGUGACGGAGAUUAGCGACCAAUAAUUCAAGGAUCUUUUUAAUCCUGGUGAUAAAAGUCGUGAAAUAUAACCGACCUUAGUUUAGUAAAAUCCUACCUGUAUUGUCCCAGAGGUUACUUAUUAGGGCCUCUGGAAUUACCGCCCAAUUGGUAGGUAAAACUUUGUAGUAGAUGGCCCCUUUGCAGUUCCUUUUCGACAGCCCAGCCAUGAAGUACCGCAUGUUGAACAAGCGCAAGCAAGCGACUCCUUCGCCAGUGAGGGAAUCCGAGGUGGCGGACACAUCCCUGGCCAACCACAGUGCCCUGGAACUGGAGGCAGCAGCAGCUCUCCUGCUCCUUCGAUACCAGUACGAUCGACAGGCCUGCAGCAAUAUUAUAUCCUACACCGAGUCCUGCUCUCCCACUCCACCGCCUGCUGUGGUGGAUAACACAACGCCCAAAGAGCAGACUGUUCGUCCUCCAGUCGCCAGUCAGCCGCUGAAGAAACGCUCCAUACCAUCGCACCUCCUUAGAAGGUCCGUCACUCCGGCCAAAUCCGAGAGUUCGGUGAUUAAUAAAUCCAUAGUCAAGGCCAAAACCAGGACUCCCAUUCCGGGCAAUGAGCGCAGCUGCAACCGGUCCCUGCUCAAGUCCUGCAGGAAUAUGAUACGUGAGUUCUUGGACAAUCAGGAGCUCAUCUAAAAUCAAGCAACCAAAUACUAAAGAAUUUAAGUAUAAGUAUACCAUUCUAACAUUCUUGUUUCAAGAUAAAAAAGUUUAAGAUUUACGAAAUCUUUACAAAACAACGCCGGUUU